AUGACAGUAGAGACUGUGUUUGGACAACAGCAACCGGAACCCGAGCCGAAUGUCCCCGAUGCUAAAUGUCAGGCACAGGACUACGUGGAACCGCACAAGGACCGGGCAUCACGUGGCCUAGCUGAGGUGUAUGCUCGGUGUCGAGCCUUCGAUUGCAUCCGCUUCGAGCUCCCAGCACGAAGCCACCUGACAGGCUUUGUGCUGCUCCAUGCAUCAUCUACCAUUGAACGGUUGUUCGAUGACCAUGCGCCUAUGGUGUUCAAGAUUGGCUUCACACACAAUCCUGCUUUUCGGUGGGCAAAUUCCCGUUAUGGGUACGCUCACGACCCUUAUGAUCGAUGGGAUGCUAUGGUGAUUUUGUACCUGGCCUCCAACCCACACGGGCCAGCGAUGUUGGAGUCCGCCCUUAUCGACAAAUAUGGACGUAGGCCUGGUUGUCGAAACAUCAACCGUGGCGGCGAUGGCGUCAAGGUUCCGGCCAAGGCCGUGGUGCGGACGGCCCGCAAUGUUCUUUCGGACAUAGGCCCUCAGGCUGCUGCAUCGUCCAAAGGAUUGAAGCGUUUGGCAGAGUGCAGUCUUUCGAAUGCCGAGCGUGAUGCCCAAACACUGUUAUCGAAAAAGAUGAAACUCUCCCUGCCCAUUCCGUUGGAAACCUUGGGUCAGGGCAAGCUGAACUUUCCAGUGUUGGGUCUUCGCAGCUGGGCACAGUUCCUCCUGGACAGAAAUCUUUGGCACAUUUUGUGUGGACUUCUAUCUCCGGACACAGACAGAGAAAAGGCCAUUCUUCGUGGCUUCUGGGCUGAGUUCCAGCGCCACUCCCCGCAGCACCCAGUGUUUGAGCUAGGUUUGCCUUUGGAGGACACCGUUCCGAUGGUAUUUCAUGGUGAUGAAGGCCGGGGACGGAGAAGACAAGGAUGGCUAGCCACCAACUACCACUCCAUUAUUGGGCGUGGCAUCCAAGCAGCUCUGGAUAAAGAUGCUCGGGAGAAGAAGCGUGGUCGAUAUGUCAAAUUGAGAUGCAACUAUAUUGGCCAUUCACUGACGAAUCGUUUUGGCCACGCCGGCUUACCCAAGGCAGUAUACUCUGACCCAGAAAUCUUCAAGGCUGUUCUCGAAGACGCUGCUUCAGAAGCAUUGUUCAUGACCGAGCACGGCGUUUUCAAUCCACGUAUGGGAACACGCUACAUGAUCAUCCUGAAUGUUGUUGGCGAUUGGAGCUGGCUUCACAAAGCUGGAGGCCUUUCCAGGACUUACCACAACAUGGAAAAAGCUGGUGCAAAGGCGAAAGCAAAACCGAAGGCAGCAGCGAAGGCGAAGAAAAGCAAACCACCCAAAGAACCCGUGGGCAUCUGUCACUUGUGCCGUGCAGGCCAGAAGGAUGUUCCGUUUGAGGAUAUCUAUAGCCGGCAGCCGCUUUGGUUGAGGACAAUGUUUCAGCAGCAGCCCUGGAUUGCCCCCCCAAGCUUUGCGCGAUUGCACCACCCUGUGGGCGAGGAGGCCUCGAUCUUCGCGUUCGAUAUUUUUCACGCCUUUCAUUUGGGCGUGGGUAAGACUCACGUUUCUUCAUGCCUCGCAAUGUUGUCUGAUGUAACAGCCGGUUCGAAUAUUGACCUUCGCUUCGAGGCCCUGAACGCUGAAUGGAAAUCGUUCAAAACAGGUUUGUUUCAGCCGAAACUGACACCGGAGUUCAUAGGCUGGGAGUCUCGUUCUGAUUUCCCUUCUGGAAGCUGGCACAAGGGGCAGCUGACAACAGACUUGAUGCGCUUUCUGGAACACAAGUUCGAACAAACAGAUCUUUCAGGUGACAUCAUGCUGCAGAAGGCCGCCGAAGGCACAUGUGCCAUUAAUCAAUGCCUUAGACUCCUCUACGAAAACGACUCGGUGUUUUUACAACCAGAUCUGGCAAGAAGCAUCGCUGAGCAUGGGCUGCAAUUCUUGCGGAGGUAUUCGUUUCUUGCAAAACGUGCGCACGAUACAGAAAAAUCCUUGUGGGGGUUGAUCCCCAAGGUGCAUGCAGUGCAUCAUGUCUUAGUCAAACUGUUGCAGGACGCUGAGGAUGGGAGACCGAGUUUGCAUCCUCUAUGUUUUGGCGUCCAGCAGGACGAGGAUUAUGUCGGGCGUCCGUCCCGCUUAUCACGACGAGUGUCGUCUCGAUUGGUGUCUACCCGGGUUCUUCAACGAUAUCUUCAGGAUGCCUACGCCAAGUAUGUUUCCAGCAAUCUGAUCGUUCCCAGCUGA
Messenger RNA from Symbiodinium sp. CCMP2592, 2238 nucleotides. Lineage: Eukaryota; Dinophyceae; Suessiales; Symbiodiniaceae. The record is from the annotation of a GenBank genome assembly.